Molecule: messenger RNA, 542 nt
Organism: Entrophospora candida
Lineage: Eukaryota; Fungi; Glomeromycota; Glomeromycetes; Entrophosporales; Entrophosporaceae
Source: the annotation of a GenBank genome assembly
CUUUGAAAUCAGAUUCACAAAUACUAUUUAUUUUUUCUACACUGAAACAACCAGGUUUUCUAAACAUGUAUAAACCAAUUCCUUAUGCAGAACAUAUAGUGAAUGAAGCUUCAAAAAUCAUCAAUAAGCUUGAAUCAUCAUAUAUUGCAAUACAUUGGAGAAUGGAAGGAGCAAUACCCCAAAAUCUGCCAAAUUGUGCUAGAGAAUUAAUUAAAACAAUACAAAAUAUAAGAAAAAAUACUGGAAUAAAUAAUGUUUAUUUAGCAACUGAUUUCCCCUUAACUUACAACAGGAAUGGCAGUAUAAUUAUAAGUAACAAUAUUCUUGACAUAAAACCACAAUCUGACACUUUUCAUAAUAUUACAAUUCAUCACAUUAAAACAAUGAAGAUACUAACUUCUUCAAUAAAAAAUAUCAAGACUUGGAGAUCUUUAAAUGCUUUUGAAUAUUUAAAAUAUAUUGGAAAAGAAGAAGAGAAUAAAGAUAAUCCUUUAGCCAGCGAAUUACAAGGUCCAGGUGUACAAGGAAUAUUAGAUAAAAUA